This is a messenger RNA of Papilio polytes (common Mormon), 1843 nucleotides long. It is a transcript of the gene mri, whose product is annotated as BTB/POZ domain-containing protein 10. Gene Ontology annotation, biological process: positive regulation of phosphorylation. The coding region runs from base 160 to 1299 and encodes 379 amino acids. The transcript is spliced from 4 exons. The record is from RefSeq and is a predicted model, not a curated record. Gene Ontology annotation, cellular component: cytoplasm. Lineage: Eukaryota; Metazoa; Arthropoda; Insecta; Lepidoptera; Papilionidae. Gene Ontology annotation, molecular function: protein binding.
CAAUAUUUCCCAACUGUCUUACGAAGCACUCGCUGACGUCCUUUCUCUCGAACAAAAACAAAAGGUUUUUCCACGACGAAAUCGUCUCGCAUAUUCCGUGCGCGGAGAAACAGCAGCGUGGAUCGUGAUGUGAGGGCUUGCGGCGACGAGCGCGCGCCUAUGUCCGAUUCACAGGCGAACGGCCCCGAGGCCAACGGCAUGUUAGAACAACGACGUCCGUUUUUCUAUCCCGACAGUAGUAGCGACACAGAAGAGUAUCGCAGGGACACGGAGGAGCGUCGCAAACGUCUAUCGAAGCGCAACGGCCCGUGUAUCCGUGGCAGAAUGCCUCCGAAGAAUCAGAGCCCUAGCGUGCCUACGCCGUCGACGUCCACACAGGAGCCGCCUCGGAAUGGCCAGAAGAACCAGCUGAUGGACGACAGAAUCACCCUGGUGGUGGACAACACUAGAUUCGUAGUCGACCCCGCUCAGUUUACAGCCCAUCCUAACACCAUGCUUGGAAGAAUGUUCAGUUCUGGAAUUGAAUUCACUCAUCCGAAUGAGAGAGGGGAAUAUGAAGUGGCAGAAGGCAUAUCAGCGACAGUGUUCAGAGCUAUCCUGGAGUACUACCGCGGUGGGACCAUCAGGUGCCCUCCCACAGUCUCUGUGCAGGAGUUGCGGGAAGCCUGUGACUAUUUGCUGGUGCCCUUUGAUGCUAACACAGUUAGAUGCCAGAAUCUCCGCGGUCUACUCCAUGAGCUAUCAAACGAGGGCGCGCGGCGUCAGUUCGAGUCGUUCCUAGAGCGGCUGAUCCUGCCGCUGAUGGUGGAGUCAGCGCAGCGCGGCGACCGCGAGUGCCACGUGGUGGUGCUGCUGGAUGACGACGCCGUAGACUGGGAUGAGCAGUACCCGCCGCAGAUGGGCGACGAGUACAGCCAGACGGUGCUCUCCACGCCAUUGUACCGCUUCUUCAAAUACAUAGAGAAUAGAGAUGUAGCAAAGCAAGUGAUGAAAGAGCGCGGGCUGAAGAAGAUCCGUUUAGGCGUGGAGGGCUACCCCACGUACAAGGAGAAGGUGCGCAAGCGGCCUGGAGGUCGCGCGGAGGUCAUCUACAACUACGUGCAGCGCCCCUUCAUCCACAUGUCCUGGGAGAAGGAGGAGGCGAAGUCCCGCCAUGUUGACUUCCAGUGCUUCAAGUCUAAAUCCGUGACCAACCUGGCGGAGGCGACUGCUGACCCGGUGAUAGAACUGGAGCCUCUAAGGGCCCGAGAAGAGGAUGUACCGGAGCCCCCUGACGCUGCGGGGGAGGAGGACCAGUGACCGCUGGUCCGCUCUUCGCGAGCGCUACUAAGGAUCCUGAUGGCCAUGUUUUGUUGGUACGCAGUCUAAAUUACAAUUUAUAUAGUCUGCUAAUUCGGUUUUGUUGAUCAAAGGUGUUUGAGGUCGAAUACCUCAGUUUUUGUGAUUCAAUAUCUAGGCAAUGGCCCAAUUUGUGGGCUUGUCUGUGCUGGAGAUAAAACCAUAAAAGACUUAUAUGUAAAUGAUUGAAUAAUAUGCCAUUUGCUUUGAAAAGCUUUUUGGCUCUGCAAAUUUGUAAAUUGUACACAGAGAUGAAAUUUCAUCAUAUCAAAGCGUAUGCACCAAUAGUGAAAAUUAUCCGUUUUGUACGGCUUUUGUCGUAAAUUCUAAAUUGUAUGGUACUAUUUUAUAAAGGUAGCUUUUGUAGCUUUGUUACUGCUGCCCUUGGGAUGACUUUUAGCUUAUGUGCUGCAGAUAUACGUACUAAACAUUACACAAAUAUAUUAAAGAAUUUUUUACAUUAUUCAGACAUCUUUGAAAAAAAUCUACUAAAAUCAUGUUAAAU